Rhopilema esculentum is the source of this 4076-nucleotide messenger RNA. RefSeq lists its product as uncharacterized. Lineage: Eukaryota; Metazoa; Cnidaria; Scyphozoa; Rhizostomeae; Rhizostomatidae. The record is from RefSeq and is a predicted model, not a curated record. Gene Ontology annotation, biological process: signal transduction. Gene Ontology annotation, molecular function: protein binding.
GGGAAUUCCCCUUUUCCGUUUCGAAACCAGGUUCCUUGUCGUAGCUGGCAUUUCAUUUCAUAGCUGCUCGAGAGAACGACGAGGAGGGAUUCGCUCAUUUGAAAGCCUAAAGAUGAAGUGCUAUCAUUUGAUUCUGCUAUCUAUGCAAAUUGGCUUCGUGCAAAUUUCAUUCGCUUCUACGAGUUAUUCGUUGUUUUAUCUAAACGGUGAAUCGAAUGAAAGUCGGGCAAUUAUUUGUCCAGUAUGUAUGCCUGGCUAUGAAGCAGCUUGGCAGUGUGUCCAAAUGUCACAGACUGAUUUGAAUUCCUCGUGGAAUAAAGCAGCACUGAAUCUAUUCAAGACAUACCAUCAUUGCACACCCUGCCUAUGGGGCACUUUUUCCACGGGGCAAUCUAUCAAUCAAACUUGCAAAAGAUGCUCGUACUGCCCGCCCCAACACGUUGUAUUGCAACGAUGUACUUCGGUGUCUGACACCAAAUGCGCCUUCAGAGGACAUUACCAGCCAUUCACUGAAUAUACUGGCCUUCUCGUUAAGGAAGUGACCCCCUUUGCAGUUGUGACCUCGGCUUCGGCAAUGACAUAUACUCCUGAGAGGAAGGUUUUGGGAAACGACAGAAUUUCUAUGACUAUAUCAUCAAUUGUAUUGUUCUUCAGUGUGAUUCUCGUUGUGUGCUUUAUCCCUCUAAUUCUAAAAAUGAGGAGAAAAUUUGGUACUUCAAAGAAUGCUAAUGUAGCAAUGGAGGGCAUUGUUACUGUUACAAACAUUUCCCCAAGGCAGGAGGAAGAAGUGUCGUAUGAUAUCAUAGGAGAUGGCACUCAAAGAACAACGUCAACUAUAAUAUCAUGGGAAUGCUCUGAUACUUUCACUACUGGCAGAGACCCAUCAAUCAAAGUAAAUCUCGGAACACCAGAGCCAGAAGACGAGAAAUUGAACGUUAGAAAUAUUUUCGGAUCUAAAAAUUCUUUAACAGAUGAGUCUCUAGUUAUUCAUCAGACCUUUCAUUUUAAUCCCUCUUGCCAAGACUUCCCCAGCCAAAGACAUCUUUCUUAUCUGCUUUCGAAUGAAGAAUCUUCAAUAAAUGAUGCUAUUGGUCCUAAUGAUUUAGACAUCGAUGACCCAUUUGAUGGCCCAUCUAUUGGUUUGAACAUUGAUAGGAAUGAAGUUGACGAUAACCCAAUUGAGGCAGCACUGUUAUUUGACCCUGAAUCAACAUCAGAGGCUUUCAGUGACAUGGACAUCAGCGGCCUUUCGACGAGAAUUGGAUCUUCGAUCGACAGCGAAAGCUACGAUGAACCCAGGAUCACUUUACAAAGAUCUAAGUUCUUCGAAUCAACAGGAGGGUACCUUGAUAUUGAAGGAACCUCGGUUUCAAUCCGAGUACCUAAAGGUGCAAUCCCUGAAGGACAAAUCAAGAUGAUAAAUGUCAGUGUUCAUAUUUGCCGCCCAAACGACUGGAAGGAUUUACAGAAAUCUGGCUGUACUACAGAUCUGCCAUUGGUUGAGUUAGGCCCAAAAGGCUCACGAUUUUUAAAGCCUAUUGAGGUCAUCAUCCGGCGGCCACCUGGCGACGAGCUGGAGAACGCCACCUUCGAAUUUACAGAGGAAGAUGUAUUAUCUCAAGACGCUGUGUGGGUAUCUGCUACAAAAUGCAUAAGUCGAAGACAAGCAAAAUCGACUGCCAAAACAUGCAAGCCCAGUGUCUCAUUUUGUUUUCAGAAAGAGAAGCUUCAUGCAUUCUAUCUUCACUUUACUGGUGGCAGGAUUAUGAGGAAGAAGCCGAAAUGUAAAUGGAUGAAUGCAAGUGCAUUUUUUAAAACACAUGGUCUUCUUGGUAACUGCCUUGGGCUAAAAAUCGUUUUUUGGGAGCAGACACCUGAGGGCGAGACGUUGAUGAAAAAGGAAGCUGAAGAAUUUACAGAAGCAGCACUUAGUCGAAAGGCACUGAAAGUACAAAAUGCCGACAAUUCAUAUGUCGAAAUAAUAGUUAAAAAACCUAAUGAAGAUUGGCCUUUAGAGUUUGGGGACUUAAAACAGGACUGUUCAUUUGAUUCAGUUUUCGACCCAGAGUGCAUUGGAAACCUGCCAGUAGCUGACUUUACAUUCCAUAGACGAUCUGAGGAUUUGGUUAGUUUUCGCUGUUUAGUUGAUAUUGUACAGAAAGGAAAGAAAGAAAUCGACUUGAAAGUCAUAAUCAGCCAAGAGUACCUCGAGGAGAAGUAUAGAUCUUCUCGUUUCGGCUCCACCUCUUCUGGGUUUUGCUCAAUGACAAGCCACCAGGCCGUCCACGUGAUAUAUGACCAGUCCUUCAAGAAUGUUGAACCGAGAGAAUAUCUGCGACGAACAUUUCUCAAACUCAGCGAGCAUAUUGCAGGAUGUUACGAAAAUUUUGCAAGGCACCUCGGCAUCAAAGAGUGUCAUAUUGCAAAUGUGCAAAAAGACCACGCUGGGAGAUCAGUCGAAGCAUGCUAUGUGCUGUUAAAAGAUUGGUUGAACGAUCAUGAAUCUGUGCCGAAUCUAAAGAAGGAAGUCUUGGACAAACUAAGGAAAGCAUUACAGGAGACUCCAACGACGUGUCAAAUUAUGUUGCCUUAUGCAACAGUCGAGACGACAGUAUAGAAAAACCAAAGGAUACUAGAGACGACUUUAUGCGUACUAUAUUCGCGUUACGUCACGAGAGAUCAAUUGGCUACGUUGAAAAAGUGGCAAACAAAUUUUUACAUUUCAGACUAUUGUUGUAAAUAGUUUUUUAAACUUUUAGAAACCAAAAUGUAUCGUAGAAUAGUAAAUUCAAAUUCAAAAUGUAUCGUAGAAUGUAAAUUCAACUCUGUCUUAUUCGAACUUGUAAUUUAAUGUAAUUUUGACUUUUACUAAUUCGAACAAAAUUAUUUGGUCCCUUGAAAUCUCUUAAUAUACCGGGUCCCGCACCACUGGGGUGGUCAGGGGGCCUUAGCCUUCCCAAUUUUUUUGCUAAAUUAAAGAUUAAACUCAGCCAGGGCCGAUCCCAUAGAGGGUGUGGGGGUGUAACACCCCCCCCCCCAAGAAUAGGUAUUUGUGUUUUAGUCGGUAAAAUUGAGAUUUUAGUUGGUAAAAUUAGGAUUUUGACCGCCGUUCGUGUUGUCGUUCGUGUAAUUUUUAAAAACAUUCAAAGAAAUUAAAAAGUUCUGCAGUUCAGUUUUUCCGUUGAUCCAGAAGAGAAUUUUCAGGAACAUCACAGAAGACAAUCUGACAAAUACAGAGACAAUUUUAGCCUGGGAGAUGCAUUUUUAGCCAUUCUAGAAGGCUUAAUUUCAAAUGUGGCCCCGUCUCUGAAACUGCGAAGUACCAUGCACCAGGUCGUCUACAUCUCUUACGCUAAUUUCGUGCGAGAAAUACAUUUGACAGAACUAAUCUGCUAUCAAGAAGUGGGUCCAGUUGAAGAACAGAACUGUUUGAUUCAGUGUUUCUAAAGGUUGAAUAAACUACGUGACCACAAAGCUUAUUUUAGAACUUUCAUAAAACCAAUAGUUUUACAGCUGAAGUUGCUUUGUAAUAGCUGAAAUUUAAAUACGAUUCUUUGGAAAAAAUGCAUAAGUCGAACAUUUUGUAAUUAGAAUGUGUUUGCGAUCUCCAGCGAUUUCGAAUUGCGUAGAGUUGACUGAUGGGGUGUGUCACUCUCUCCAAACAGCGUACACAAUUUUUUAGAACAAUUUUUUGAACAUCAGAUUUUGAGGGAUUUUGAGGGACUAUUCUCGAAAACAAAAAGAUUUUUUACCAAAGGCGUACGAGAUUCACAUGGAGUGAUAUGUCCCUGUGAGCUGACUUUAUUAUAAAAUAUAAUAAGGCUCGUUAGUAAACAGGAAACCUCUGCGGAGGACACGUAAAUAAUGCGUAUUGUAUAUUGUAAAUUAUUUCCGUGAUGUAUAUAUAGGGAUUGAAUCGAUUUUAACACGAACGCAUGAACGGAAUCAAAAUUGGAUAUGUUUCGAGAAUAUACUUUGGACUUUUGAACAUCGUUUUUUAAUCGUUUUUAUUGAAAUCUAGAUUGUAGAUUCACUGUUUCCUAAGACGAUUGAUUCAAAGAACCUUGGAAUCAUAA